This is a messenger RNA of Paramuricea clavata, 13189 nucleotides long. Lineage: Eukaryota; Metazoa; Cnidaria; Anthozoa; Malacalcyonacea; Plexauridae. The record is from the annotation of a GenBank genome assembly.
CAAAAGGUACGGAUAGAUGUUUUUCACGUCGCAAAGGUAAGCUAUCCGGUACAAGUCAACCUAGCCUAAAGGCGGAUUUCCAGUCCUCGCACGAAGCUCCUCACAGUACAACUCGCUGCGAGUGCUUGCAAGCAUCUAAUUAGUAAAAUUAAUUGUUUAGCAUUGAUGAAAGUGCUCAUGCAUGCACUCGCAGCGAGCUGCGAGGAGCUUCGUGCGAGGGCUGGAAAUCCGCCUUUAGACGUCGUCCACGGUUUGUUUACAACAGGUAAAUGUUGUUUUUCGUAUUUAGUUUAUUAGGAUUGCCAUAUAAUAUCAACGAUUACAAAGAAUAAUUUUACAUACUACAUUGGGCCUUUCGCCAUGUUUUAUAUAAGCCUGCAUAAUGGUAUCACGUGUUCUUGUGUCCUAGCUUAUAUUUAUGUUACAUGACGUAACAAUAUAUCACUACAUCCCUCUUUCCCUUAUAACAAAACAAAGUCAAUGUCGACUAUAAUUAAUAAAAAUAUCGUUCUUAUUAUCAUGCAGUUCAUGCGUAAUAGUCUGGUGGUUUUACCACUCGUCCACUUCGAGUUGUUACUCUACCUGACGUGUUGUUGUUGUUGUUGUCAGGAUUGUUGGCGGUUGUGCUUGAUUGUGGCGUAGAUGGUAUUUCUCGCAGGUGGAUUCGGUUGCGCCUCAAUUCCCCAGUUGGUGUGUCGACUUGAUAAGAUCUUGGGGGUAUUGAAAAUCUUUUCCUUUAUGGUUGCUGGACUCCAUUUGCCAGUCGACGGAUUUUGACACUGACAGAUUGUCCUGACUGUAGAGCAGGAAGAUGUUUCACGUGUUGAUCAUGCUAUUGUUUUUGCUUUUCCUACCUUUGCUCUAAUCUGGUUAUAAUGUCAUCACUAUUGUGAUCACUGGUAAUUUUCCGCGGUAAAUUGUAUUGAAGUUUCCUUUUCAUGAGCAGUUCUGCUGGUGAUGGUAACGCAUUGUCUAUCGGUGUGGAGCGCAAGCAAAGGAGAGCAAUGUUCGGGUCAGUUUCGGUCUUCUUAGCUUUAGCUAAUAUAUCUUUCACUGUCUUCACUUGACUUUCAAUAUACCCGUUGCUUCGGGGAUAAUGGGGUGAACUUGUUACUAUCUGGAACCCGUAUUCAUUAGCAAAUUCGCGAUAGUCCUUGCUGGAAUAAUGUGGACCGUUAUCAGAUCGAACGACUUCUGGGAUUCCUUGUUCGCUGAAUAUCUGCUUUAGGAUCGCUAUAAUGGUCUUGCUGUUGCUCUGCCUUUUGCGAUUUUCCUCACAAAUGGGUACUUGGAGUAAUAAUCGGAAACAAGCAAAUAUUCUGUGUUAUCAAGAUAGAACAGAUCAAUGGCAAUUGUAUGGCAAGGGCGAGGUGGUAUCUCUGUUGGGAUGAGUGGUUGUCGGGUUUGUGUUGGUUGAAAUUCUUGGCAGAUACGACGAGAUUUGGUUAGUCUGUCGAUAUCUUCGUUCAUCUUUCGCCAAAAGACGAAUGUUCUGGCACGAAGUUUUGUUUUCUCUGCACCUUGAUGUGCUGCAUGAAGUUUUCCAAGAAUUUCAACUUGAAGGGUUGAUGGUAUAAUGAUUCUUUGUCCUUUCAUGAGUAUUCUAUUUUCAAUACUAAUUUCGUCUCUGUAGCACCAAUACGGUUUGAGAACUUGUGGAACUUCUUUAAUUGAUGUUGGCCAGCCUUCGUGCACAAUCGUUUUGAGCAUCAUCAGCUCCUGAUCAGAAGUUGUUGCUAGUUUGACCUUCUCGAUCAUUUCGCUGAUCAACUGUGGGCAAACUUCGUGAAUUUCCACGUUCAUAUCUUUCACUGGGUUCUUUUCUUCGGAGGAUAAUACUGGGUUUAUUAUAAUACUGGGUUUUAAUAGUAUACAUGGAAUAAGAUAACUUAAUUGUCGUGUAUUUACAUAGGUAAUACUACUAAUCUAGCUGUUAAAAUGUUAUUAAAACUAUAUCUAUUUACAUCUAGUAAGAACAUUAUAUAUUAUUAUUGUAUUUAUCAAUACCAUAGACUAGUGAACUAUUCUUAAAACGAUCAGUUCUACUUUUAAAGUUAUAAAAUUUGUUUCUAUUAGAUCUAGUUUCCCUAUUUCUAAUGUUUCCCACUGGCACAGGUAAUAAAUAGUGUAAUUUAUGUGACGGGGAGGACAUGUUUUUAAUUAAGUCACUGCAAUGCAUGUCCCGUCUCUGAUUAAGUGGAAGUAGUUUAGACGAAGCAAGAGCAUCUUCAUAACCUUAGGUCAGAAUAUUUUGACUUUGUGAUAACGUUAGGCCUCCAUGCCAUAAUAUGUCACCGUAUUCCAAAACCGAUCGAAUCACUGAACAAUAAAACUUUAAUAGAUAUUUUACUGGUGCGCCAUAUUUCUUUAAUACCUUUAAAAAAUAUAAGCGUUUCCUGGCCUUUUUAAUAAUAAAACAGGUAUUAGUAUGCCAUUUGAGAUCUGAUUGAAGCCAAAUGCCGAAUAGCUUGUUGGAUUGUACUCUUUAAAUAGGAAUGUUGUCUAUCGUAAUCACUGGUACUUCAGAUUUCAUAAUUCGAAGGUCGAUUACCAUUUCUUUACUUUUUUUCAAGUUCAACCUCAUGUUUUCCUCUCGUGAAAAUUUUGAAAUUCUUUCAACAUUUGCUUGGAUGUUGCUCACUGGGUGGGUUUCAGGGUUAUUUAUAUUGAGAAUCUCUGAUAGGGUAGUAUCGUCCAUAAAAAUUGAAACAUGUUCUUUUCCUGAAUUUUUGUCAUUGAGUGCCAAAUCUGGUAGUUUAUUAAUUUUGGUAAUAAAUGCUAUCGGGCCGAUUUUACUUCCUUGAGGUUCCCCUGCGUUGAUCUUUUUAAAACACGAUGUCAAUCCAUCAAUGUUUACCCUCUGUAACCGGUCGGAUAGGUACGAGGCUAACCAUGGUAGUAUAAAGCGGGGCGAACAUCAACAGAUUUAAAGUCAUUCAGCAAGAUGUUAUGAUCUAUAAGGUCAAAUGCCUUGGAAAAUCCAUUCUAAUUACCGAUUUGGGUUUCUCCAAGGCGACAAACCAUGUGUGUAGCAUUUCGAGGAGGGCGAAUACAGACGACAAACGAGGAAUUCCCCCAAAUUGACGUUCGCUGAGACAGUCCCUUGAAUCUUCUAACAUCCAAUCCAGUGCAAAUGAUUCUUGAAUUUUUGAAAAAACACUUAUAAGGGCAAUUGGUCUAAUAUCUCUUACUGUAGUGCAUGGAUUUGACUUUGGGAUAGGGCAGCAGUUGUAUGCUUUCCAAAUCUCCCCGAAACAUUUAUCUUGAAAAGAGGUGUUAAUAAUGUCGGCUAGUGGACCGGAUAACUGCUCCGCAAAGUGUUUGAUAAUUUUCGUUGGUGGAUCAAAGGGACCUGGAGACUUAUUGAUAUUGAUUUCUUUCAGCUUUUGUGCAAUACAUUCCCUUGAAAUGGUAGGAAGAUCAAGAUCGUCUCCACCCAGCUGUAGAUCGUUUGAUAUUUUAUUAUAGUCCUUAGUUAAGUUAAUUAAAUAAUCAUUAAUGCACUCUACUGAUUCUUCUGACGUUGGAGGUACACCAGAGUCUGGGUUGACAAGGUUGAUUUUCUGGUUCUUGCUUAUUCCACAUAUACGUUUGAUACUUUUCCACCAAUCUUUUGGGUUAUUAGACUGUAAUGGUUUUACUUUGACCCGGUAAAACUUUUGUUUUUCCUUUUUAAUUUCUUCGCGAACUUUGUUACGCAACGAUGUGAAUUUCUGUUUAUCCCCUUUCGCAAAAGCUUUAUCUCGGUUCACUAUUAAUGUUUUAAUUCUUCCUGUUAUAAACGGUUUAUCCUCUUGGUGGAACUUUACGGUACGUUUAGGGAAGUAGGUAUCUGGCACACUGCUAUUAAUUACUUGGGUGAACAUUUCCAGUUUUUGGUUGACCGUUGGCAACCUUGUUACUAUAGACCAAUCAUAUGAGUUUAUCCACUGCCCGAAGGCUUCUAAACUAGAAUUCUUAAUAGGUCUCACCGUCACUUUCCUUAUUCGGUUAAUAGAUUUUUGACGCGGACGACUUGAUUCAGACCACACAAAGUUUUGAGACGUUUUUCGUUGAAAUUAUUACUAUUUGAAUUAAAAUCACCAGUCACUAUGAAAGCUGUUUCUGUGCUCUCUAAAACCAGUGUAUCGACACAAUAGCAAAGAUAAUCGUAAAAUGUUUCUAUUUCUUGAUUUGAAGUAAGAGGUGGGAGGUAUACAACUGCUGUCGCUAUUCGUGAAAUACGUCUUGGGAGCCACUUAGGUCGGAUUGUAAUCCAAAGGCAUUCGAUAGAACAAUGUGACAAGUCUACGCACACUUUGUAAGGUAGGUGCUCCCGUAUAUAAGUACAGACUCCCCCGCCGCGAAUUCCGUUUGCUCUAUCUUUCCGGAUAAUUGUGUAGCCACUCACUUGAAAAACUUCAUCUGGAAUGGGGUCAUUAAGCCACGUUUCCGUGAUACAUAGGACUUCAGGGUUGAGAAUUUUGGUGCGAAUAGAUAAGUCGAAUAGAUAUUUCAUCGACUUUAUUAAGGAUUGAUCGAGCAUUAAGAAGCAUAAUAUUUGGAAGGGAUCUGGUUAGAACCGGUUUGUUGCAUUUCGGUAUUGGAACUAAGUUAGUCAGGUUGCGCUUUCUAGGAGUGAAAGGGUUUUUAUGUGGUUUCUCCAUAUUGAAAUUAUUUUGAAAAGUUCUAGUGCAGUGGUUACUUAUUAUAACUGGGAUUGUAUUCACCUUCGUUAUUGCGUCCUGGUUAUUUGGCUGAUAAUAACGGAUAAUCGUGACAGAGCAUCUGCUAGUAGCAUGUCUUUUCCUGGAGUAUAUUUGAUAGUUAGGUCGUAGGGUUGUAACCGGAGUAGCAUACGUUGCAGUCGGGGAGGCCCAGAUGUGAGGUGUUUCAGGUGGUACUCUCGAGCGGUUUAUGGUCAGUAUGGACAAUUACUGGUCGUCCAAACAAAUAGGUGUGGAAACGUUCGCAUCCAUAUACAACAGCGAGCAUUUCCCUUUCGAUGUUGGCAUAUCUGGUCUCCACGUCUGUUAAUGAUUUACUUGCAAACGCAACAGGUUUCUCUUCUUGUAUUAGUGCUGCUCCGAGACCCUUUGUUGAAGCGUCCACUUGUGGAACAACUUCUUUGGUGCUGUCGAAAUAGUUUAAGAUGAUCUCUUCACUGAUGGCUUGUUUAACUUCGUCAAAUGCUCGUUGGUAGUUUUCAUUCCAUUCAAAAGUAUUCUUCUUCUUUAGGAUUUCUCGUAAUGGUGCUGUAAUGGAGCUAAAGUUUGGGAUAAAAGGACCCAUGUAUGUGACUAACCCAAGGAAGCAAAUACCCGAAAGCGAGAUCUAGGGUACUGAAGUAACGUGCACCCCCCAACUGGUCUAGAAUGUCGUCGAUAUGGCGCAUUGGCUGAGCGUCCUUCUUUGUUACGGAAUUAACACGUCGAAAGUCAACGAAAACCGGUAAUCACCGUCUUUCUUUGGAGCUAACACGAUUGGCGAGGACCAAGGACUGUUACUAAGUUGAAUUAAACCUCUGUCUAACACAUAAUUUACCUGAUUGUUCACCACUUUGUUGAGAUAAACGGGAAUCCGAUAGGGCCUUUGCUUCACUGGGUGACUAUCCCCUGUAUCAAUCGCGUGUUCCGCCCUGGUGGUUAGGCCUAAGGGAUCGCUCGAUCUGUUCACAAAAAUGUCUGAAUAACUUUCGAGCAGAACACUUAGCUUGUUCACAGUUGGGGAAGUUGUCUCAACAAUUAAUUCUGCUUCCUCUGUCUUCCACGAAAGCUUCGACUUCGCUAUGUCCACAACCAUUCCCCCCGAUUUUAAGAAAUCAGCACCCAAAAUGCAAGUGUUUCUCAUACCCACGACCAGAAACUGAUGGGUGACCUUCGACAUCUCAAGGCAAACAUGUAAGUCUGUUGAUCCCAACACAUGUAAGUCUUCCCCGCCAUCCCUCUUGCCCUGAAAGUACAUGGCUGUAAGGGUCCACUAAUAAAUUCUCUGCUGACUAAUGACAUCGUUGCACCUGUGUCCACUAAACAUUUUCGCCCAAUCGUGCGCGCCUUUAUGAAGACUGCCGUGGGCUGAACAGAGUUUAUGGGCAAGGCCGCAUUAUCCUGGGCUGACCCCCGGCCUAGCAACGGGUCGGCCCCUGGUCGUUUCCAUGACGUGGUUGGCUAUUAAGGGGGGUCUGGAACCGAAACUGGCAUUCCCGCGAGAAAUGUCCCAUCUGUCCACAAACAAAGCAGUAAUUUUCAGUUUGGCGCUGACGAUAAUUCAUUCGUCGCCCGUUCCCGGACGUACUCCUACAUUCACUGGCGAUGUGACCCAUUCUCCCACAUUGAUAACAAGGGCCCCGGCGCCCCGCGGGGGAAUUUCGCACAGACGUUCACGUUAGCAACAGAUUGAGAUAAUUCACUAACGUUCCUCGUAAGAAUAUCUACACUUUCCAUCAAUUGCGUAACCAAGGGCGACUCUACUACCGUUUGAUUCGUGCCACCGCUCGUAUUCACUUCGUUAACCGAUUGACUCGAUGAAAUCUGACCCGCUAAAUCCAGCUGUUGCCCCGCCGUUGGAACUUGUUAUCCGCGCCAUUUUCACUGGACCCGCGCCAUUUUCGCUGAACCCGCGCCAUUUCUAUUGACUCGCGACCCGCGCCAUAUAGACUAUCCCUCCUCGUACGAAAGAGUCGGUCGUUGUAAUAAUUGUUUCUUUAGUUCUUUAGAUACUCCUUCGACAAAUUGUUUCUUGAGAAGUGUUUCUCUGUCGCCCUUUUCGAUGUUUGGCAUUGCGCGUCUUAAUAGCGCUUCCAAAUUGUAGGCGAAUACUUGGAUGUCUUCUUCUGGCUUUCUCAUUCGGCUGCGAAAUGCCAUCAUCGCGAGAUGUUUGCCGUUCUCAUCACCAGCAAAAGCCUCCGUUAGCGCUUUCGUUAGUACUUUAAAAUAUUCUUUUGUCUCCGCCGCAAGACACUCGAAAAUCGCAAAAGCUUUGCCAGACAACAGAGUUGGCAGCCUUUUUAACAUAUCCCGGUAUCUUUCCAAUCGUUCACCUUCGCACAAAGCUCAAAAUUUUCGUAGCCACAGAACCAUAUCGCCGUCUGAAAAGAUCUCGGGAAGUGCUACACUCGCACGCGUCGCCAAAUGUAAUAUAAGCGAAUCAGACAACAACGAUACAAAUCCAGACUUUUCUAUAUUACUCUUUUACACGCUAGAAUAUCACACAAUAACAAUUCUAAUGAUAUUUGUGAUGUUACUCUGAGUGUAUAUCCACAUCGGGCGAGCUUGAAAAAUAUGCCCGGCCACGGUGGGAUUCGAACCUAUGACCUUUGGAAUACUAGCCCAAUGCUCUUCCAACUGAGCUACGCGGUCAGGACGGUUCGAGUAGGUGAUAUUUCGGAACAGAAUCUAGUUCCUUCGAUACCAAUGUAUUCUAGUAAUAUGAUUUUUUCUGUGUUGGUGUUGUGUACUCAGGUGAAUAUGAUAUUUGUGAUGUUACUCUCGGUGUAUAUCCACACCGGGCGAGCUUGAAAAAUAUGCCCGGCAACGGUGGGAUUCGAACCUACGACCUUUGGAAUACUAGCCCAAUGCUCUUCCAACUGAGCUACGCGGUCAGGACGGUUCGAGUAAGUGAUAUUUCGGAACAGAAUCUAGUUCCUUCGAUACCAAUUCUGUUCUGAACUAGACUCUGUUCCGAAAUAUCACUGUUCCGAAAUAUCACUUACUCGAACCGUCCUGACCGCGUAGCUCAGUUGGAAGAGCAUUGGGCUAGUAUUCCAAAGGUCGUAGGUUCCAAUCCCACCGUGGCCGGGCAUAUUUUUCAAGCUCGCCCGGUGUGGAUAUACACUCAGAGUAACAUCACAAAUAUCAUAUUCGCCUGAGUACACAACACCAACACAGAAAAAAAAAAAAUUCUAAUGUCCCCUGUCUCAUAUUACUAACGUCCUAAUACUUUGCCAAUCACCCCUGUGUCACUUAAUGCCUUUAAUUAUUAUAGUCAUAUAUGUUACAACGCCAUAUGGUGCCAACGGCGAGAUAUGAUGUCAACAAUAACCCAGCAGCUCCCUUUGAUCAGGAAUCGCCAUGCAUAUACGCGUUAUUUGGCCCGUGCGUGCGGAAUGGUGUCUCCUUAUCUCCGUAUUUCUUGUCCGCCAAAAGUACAGCACCGGGAGGCAUAUCAUGGUUAGGACCAUUAAAAGAAAAUUGGCAGCGUCAUUUUGUGCACCUAGAAAACCAGCCUGGACGAAACCAAUAUUACCUACAUUGUCCACAAUCAAUUGGGUGUUCAUAUAAGUUGAUAGUGUCGAUGUCCACUGUAGAAGUGCCGUUGGGGCUCCACUUGUGGUCAAAUAUUUCAUGUGGAGUUCCAUCUAUACAGCCAACGGCGUCUGAAAAGGAUGGCCAGUUCCCCCGUAGAGCAUAUAUAUAUUCAAUUCAAUACUAGGCCAUGAAACCUGGUUAUGAAAAAAUCUCCACGAAACAGGACUAAACACCGUGGAUAAUGUUUGAAACUAGCUUACAUCAAAACGGGCUUUUGGGAUUUGGGAUCACAGUAAUUGGCCUGAAGCUGUUGUGAUUUCCUGUCACAUUUGUAAUAUUAUAUAUGUAAUUAUUGUUAUUUGUCAUGUAUUCUUGUUGUGACAAAGCUCAGGGAAUAAGUAGGGGGUGUAACACCCUCCCCCCCCCAAUAAUUCAAACGUUGGUCAAAGUUGGUCAAAAUGGAAGUGAUAUUUGCCCAAUGUUCGUCAAAAUGGAAUUGAUAUUGAUUAAAAGAUGGUCGAAGUUGCCCAAAGUUAUGAACUCGGGUUCGCAAUUUUAACAAUUUUGAAGCUUUUGUUACGUUUGCGGUCACACGCCAACCGGCCACAACAUUUUCAGGAAAGAUUUUACGACUUGACAAUAUCCUAGGAAAUGUUGGUCAAAACAUGACGACCCCACCCCCCACCCCCCCAAUGUUGAUGGCUUCGCGACGUUCCUGACAAAGCUUGUAAAAUUAAAAUUAAAAAAAUUAAAAUUAAAAAAAUUAAAAUUAAACGAUGGUUUCAGCCAAUAGUAGAGUCUGUCACCUUUCUAAACCAAAGGCACGUUGUACUAUUUCACGAUAUAUAGCCGAUGAAAGAUAUCUAAAUACUAGAAAUACAUGCAUGCAACGACCCCUCGCCUAUAUUUUCCAAACAUUGUUUCAACAUGAAUUAUUCGUAACAAGACGCCUGCUCAGGCGUUCACACUGGCCUCGCGGUUGGUAAAAAACCAUCGCAAUACUUAAAAAAAUAAUUUGAAACAGGUAAAUGUUCUUCAUUUCUUGACCGCCGUCACUUAAUGAUCACAAACAUUCAGAGGACGGCAGAAUAAAAAUCCAUACAAAACCAACAGAGUUCAGCGAUAGACCAAUUGCGAAACUUAGUGACCGCGCCUUCAACUGCACGAAAACGAGGCUUAUUAUGCAAAAACAAAUCAUUCUGCUAUAUUUUUAUGUGGCCAAAAAUGAAUUUCAGUGUUUGCGACGCGUUUUUAUGGUAAUCUCUUCAUUUUUUCUCAAUAUUUUUGUUUUGACUAUGUAAAUCUUUAUUAAACUUGUUCAUAGAUUUAGUCUUACUUCAAAUUUCAUUGUUUUUUGCGGCGUGCGAGGCAAAGUUUUGCUGUUUUUCGCCGUCCGAUAAAAGAAGCAGAUUAUACCAGAGAAAGAAUCAGGUAUUUUUCGUCUGGUUUAUUAAUACUUUUCAAAGAAUAAGUUGUUUUGUUUCAGUUGUAAUAUAAUAGCAAGUUUUCGAUUUUAACUUUAAAAAUAUGAAAGUAAAUGUCGGGCAAAAUUUGUAGAAAUUUUAUGUUAUUAUCCUUUGACAAAAUCUUUUUUUCUCGCACGAAGUCUAAAAAAAUCUCGGUAGAAAGAGUUAUAUUUUAGUUUAUUAAGUUAUACUUGUAACUUAAGAAGUCCAAGAUACUCCGGCGUAAGAAACCCGAUCAGAGAAUGGCAACUUUCGCUGUUGAGGUUCGCCAUAAAUUGUUGAAAACUUUGACCAGCAUAUUAGUCAAGGAGCUGACCCAUGCAAAAGGCGGUUUCGUUCAACCGACCAGACAGAAAAGGUCUGACACCAGUUUCCUACAGAACAAUAAGUGCUCUUUAAGACUAGGUACUAUGUAGUCUCGAAUUGUGGUACCAAUAAUCGUAUAUCUGGGGUUCUUUACCCGCUAUCGUACUCGCAUCAAACUCAACAUCAAAACGAGGUGACAGCACUAUUUACCGUUCAAAUCUAUAUUCUGUGAUCUAAAUACCCUAAAAACUAUCAAACGAUCAAGGGUUGGUCUGUGCUUAACAUUUGUUAGACUAUAUAGCAACAAAUCACGUCACAUGAUUUGUCACGUGACUGCUUUUCGUCAAAAAUCCGCUUUUCUGUCAAUUUCUGUACGUUUAAAUUCCGGUUGAGACGUUAUUUAUGGUUUGAUUCACAUUAUAAUAAUUUAUAGCGACGCUUUUGGUCGUAUUCUGUCCCAUUUCGUAAAAAAAAUUAUUUCCAUUGGAAAACGUUGAAGAAAUAGCUGAAAUCAGCGCAUCUUUGUAAACUCGUACCCAGGCUCUUUGCUCGUUUUUUUUUGCUCUUCGCUACAAAUAACAUCGUUUUGCAUACAAGUUUAUCUCAAAGUUAAAAUAUUAAUGUUAUUUAACAUGUUUAAAUACUGUUUUUUAAAAAAAGGAUACUUAGAGUGCUGCUUCUUUUUGUUUUCGAUGUAAUUUUGCUGGUGAGGAUCUCCACGGAAAGUGAAAAUGUAAGUUUUUAACACUGAAGUUUGGAAAAUAUAAUAUGCAUAUUAAUAUUUCAUAUAUUUGUACAUAAAAAAUUGAAAACUAAGAUAGGAACUAUUUCACUGGGAUAUAAAAGUUGCCAGAAUAAUAAAAAGAAACGACAUGGCUUCGUGGGAUGUUUUUCUCAUUGUAUUUAAAACAAUAUUCAGCCUAUAGUGCCAUAGUGGGUUAUUGCCAAGUGGAGUUUUAAAAAUAUUGCACAAAACGCACAAUACUUGCAGUAUCUUUGUUUGGACUUGUUAUAUGUUAUCCAUUUAUUUCGCUAAAAAAUCAUUUGUACAGUACACAACAUUUGUUAUGAAAAGUUUGUUUGUCUUGCUCAGAUAAAACAGACGUAAAUCUCGCGAAUGUUUGUCUUAAAAUAGACCGAGAUAUUUUCCCGCCAAAACUACCUGUUGUUGCUUAACCUUGAUAUAUAGUUUUAUUGCGGCCAAAAAAACCGAAUGAAAAACAUAUAAUUGUUGGAUAACCAAUUUAUUCAUUCGUCUUAGAAAGUACGUCCUUUUUCAUGUUUGCAAUGUCUUGCACGGGAAACCAUAAAACCCAAACUCUUUGAUCUUUUGUUAAUCGAGGCAUAUUCGAAAGGCGAACGAAGACCGAAUAAUACGAACUCCCAAAGGACAUCGAAUAUGAUUUCGAACGUUUUUAAAUGUUUCAUGCUUAUUUUGCUUCCUAAGAAACGUGAAAGGCUAACUUAUACUAGAACUUUACCCGAAAUUAAAGUUGAGUUGAAAUGCUAAAAUUGAAAUUGUUAAUGUUUGUGGAAAAUAGCAAUUGUUUUCAUAUAAAUUUGAUCAGCCAUGUUUCUCGAUUUGUUUACUCAUUUUUAAAGCGUGCGCCCAAUUCAAACAUUUGCAUCUCACGUAAUAUUAAAUGAAAUUUUUAGGGCUGUAUAUGAAAAUCUAAGUUAGCCUUUCCUGAAUACAAUAAAAUUUAUUUGAGUGUAAUAGUUUUUAUAGUUUUUACCUUACACGAAAUCAAAUAGCGCAAGGUUUUUUUGGGACACCUGGUAGUAUUAUUGUAAACAAAACUUUUUGAUAAAAAAAAUAUUAUUUUGUUUCUGUAGUCGGUCAAAAGCGAUAAAAUAAGAUCAAAACUUUUAUUUCACAUAACAUAAUCUGUACACAGGUAAUAAUAUGCAGCAAAAAUAAUUUCAAAAGGAUGGAUGACGAUGGCUGGCAGCUCCUUCCAAAACCAGCUAAAAGAUUGAAGAAACUGACCUGUUUCGACAAGUGUAUUUUUUGCCAGACGGGUAAUGCUAAUCUGCGUGUUGCAAAGCCUUCUUCACUAGAGAAAGUUGUUUCUGCACUUAAGCAACGACAAGAUGAGGUAUCGUAUGAUAGCAUGUGUUUUGUUUAUUGCUCCAUAUUGUACAUAUUACACAGCCAGCGAGUCUCUUAAUCAAAUCGCCCACGUAAACGCCUUCUGGUCGGCGUUUUUCUACGUUUGAAAUAUUCUUAAACAUUUUCAGGUGUCGCAACGCCUCACACCUAAUGAUCUUUGUCAUGUGGAGGGAAAACACGUUUUGUGGCACUCGUCCUGUUACGAAGCAUUCACCAGUAAGCAAAACCUACAAUUUUCAGAAUCCAAAACGUCAAAUAAUCCUGUUGAUGUCAAAGUUGGCAAACGAGGCGGCACAUUAUUUGAUUGGUCAAAGUGUAUGUUCUGCAGGAACGCAACACGUAAGAAGGACAGUAAUCUUAUAAAUAUUGUCACCUUUGAAGCAUGUAGCACCAUAAAAGAAUCUGUAGAAGCACGAGUGGAUCACCAACUGCUUGACGUACUUCAAUCAGUUAAUUAUGAUCUUAUAGCAGCAGGAGGGAAAUACCACAAAGCAUGUCAUGCUUCUUAUGUCAGCAAAGUAAAUAUUAGACGCAUGCAGCGCGAUACUUCCACAAUUGAUGAAAACCCUUUUGAUGAAGCCUUUAACCAACUGGUAAAGACCAUAACGACUCAUAUCAAUAACGGCAAGGCCUACGACAUGAACAUUCUUUUAGCUAUGUUUAAAAAGGAGUUAGAAAAACUAUGCAAUGCUGGAGAAAGCUACACGAAGCAAAAGCUAAAAGCGCGAUUAGUGGCCCAUUAUAAGGAAGACCUUGUGUUCCACCAGCCACCUCAACAAUCCAAACCGGAGAUAGUGUAUAGCAGUUCCAUAUCUUUGGUUGAUAUCAUAAAUGCGGCAAUCAACUCUCCGCCACCAGACACGACAAUCUGUAUAUCCAAGGAAAAAAUGAACGCAUCCACGUCCGAAUUCUUCGACAUCUAUGCUGUAGCAACUCAAGUGAGACAAGAGGUAAUGAAAUGUAAGGGCAUUGACAUCAAUCCACUGGAUAUCAGUGAUUUAAACCUCGAUACUGCAAAAGAACUUCUUCCCCAAAAUCUACUGGUUUUUAAGAUGGAUCAUAACUGGAGAGCAAUAUAG